This is a messenger RNA of Hydra vulgaris (swiftwater hydra), 753 nucleotides long. RefSeq lists its product as uncharacterized. Gene Ontology annotation, molecular function: DNA binding. NCBI's taxonomy places the organism in Eukaryota, Metazoa, Cnidaria, Hydrozoa, Anthoathecata, Hydridae. The record is from RefSeq and is a predicted model, not a curated record. Gene Ontology annotation, cellular component: nucleus.
AUGCCGCUUGAUCUUGAAAAAAAGUUACUCGAUUUUGCAGACAACCGAGCUAGGAUGGGCAUUGGUUUUGGAAAAGAACAAUUCUUGGUAUAUGCUGGCAAGCUUGCCAAAAAAUAUGGAUAUUCUUUUAAGAAUGGCAAACCAUCUAAUAAAUGGUGGCGACUACUUAACAAUCGACAUAACAAAAAAGUAACUCUUCGACAACCAGAAUCAACAGCAUCAGUUCGUCAUCAAUGCAUGAAUCUGAUAAAGGUGCCAAAUUAUUUUACUGCACUUAAAGAAGUCAUUAAAGACUGUCAGCCUGAAGUAAUAUGGAACAUGGAUGAGACAGGACUGCAGCUAGACUUUAAUGCGCACAAAAUAGUUGCUGCAAAAGGUACAAAAUAUUUACAUAUGAGAACAAGUGGAAAUCGAGAAAUGAUUACUUUAAUUGUUUGUGUGAAUGCAGCAGGAAGAGCCUUACCACCUCAUGUGAUUCCAAAAGAAAAGACAGUAAAAUCCCUUCAAAGUUUUCAAAUUCUAGAUGCCCCUGAAGGAACCAACUGGAGUCCAAGUGAAUCUGGAUGGACUAAACAAGGGAUUGCAAAACUAUGGUUUGAGCUUACAUUUUUAAAAAACAUUGGACCACAACGUCCACAAGUUUUAAUUUUAGAUGGCCACGAUUCCCAUAAUUUCGUAGAGUUAAUAGAUAUGGCCAUACAAAACCGAAUUGAAAUUGUUGAAUUACCUGCUCAUACAAGCAAUUGGCUUUAA